Messenger RNA from Astrephomene gubernaculifera, 595 nucleotides. Lineage: Eukaryota; Viridiplantae; Chlorophyta; Chlorophyceae; Chlamydomonadales; Astrephomenaceae. The record is from the annotation of a GenBank genome assembly.
CGGAGGGCGCAACGCCGGACCUGCCAAGGUGGAGGUGCCGCUCAAGGUGUCCCUGGAGGACCUUUACCUCGGCGUCACCAAGAAGCUGCGCAUCACGCGGCAGAUGGUGGACGGUGCCAGCGGCAAGAUGGUGCCGGUGCAGGAGGAGAUCCAGAUCGACGUGAAGCCGGGAUGGAAGGAGGGAACCAAGAUUACCUUCCAAGGCAAGGGCGACGAGCACCCGGACCGGCCCGCAGACGACCUCGUCUUCAUCCUCCGGGAGCAGCCGCACCCCUCAUUCACACGAGACGGCAACGACCUCGUCACGACGGUCAAACUUCCCCUCGUCACCGCGCUCACUGGCGGUUCCGUGAGCGUUACGACGCUGGACGGCCGGCGGCUGCCACUCAACCUGGAUCGCAUAGUGACCCCUGGGUCGGAGCGGGUGGUAGCGGGCAAGGGCAUGCCCAUUAACAAGGGGCCGCAGGCAGGGCAGAAGGGCAACCUCCGGAUUAAGUUCGAUGUGGUGUUCCCUACCAGUCUCACGCAGGCGCAGAAGGACCGCAUUCGGCCUGUGCUGGCAGGCGUGUAAAGCAGUAAAGGGCGGCUUUGAGGU